CACCAAGAGCAUAACAAAGCACACUGAGCCUUGAGCAAUAUCAAUUUAUUACUUAAGAGUUAUGUCUUCCUUCCAGUUUUCCACUGCAACUCUAACUUGCUUCAAAUUCAUAAUAUUAGCACUUUAUUUGUUUCUUGUUGGAAUGGCCUCUGCUCAACUAUCUCCUACUUUCUACAGCACAACAUGCCCUGCUGCUCUUUCCACCAUUAACUCUGCUGUGACAUCUGCUAUUUCUAAAGAGGCUCGCAUGGGAGCAUCUUUGCUUCGUCUUCAUUUCCAUGACUGCUUCGUUAAUGGAUGUGACGGAUCGGUACUAUUGGAUGGAGCUUCAGGAGAGAAGACAGCACCUGCUAAUAAUAAUUCAAUUAGAGGAUUUGAAGUAAUAGACUCGAUCAAAUCCCAGUUGGAAAGUUCAUGUGCUGGUGUGGUUUCUUGUGCAGAUAUUUUAGCGGUUGCUGCUAGAGACUCAGUUGUUGCUUUGGGUGGACCUUCUUGGACCGUUCAAUUAGGCAGAAGAGAUUCAACCACAGCAAGUUUUAGUGCUGCUUCAAGCAGCCUUCCUUCUCCAUUUUCAGAUCUUAGUGUUCUCAUCUCUAACUUCUCAAGCAAAGGCUUCACUACUAAAGAAAUGGUGGCUCUUUCAGGAGCUCACACAAUUGGGCAAGCAAGGUGCACAGUGUUCGCAACAAGAAUUUACAACGAAACAAAUAUAAACACAGCAUUUGCAACGUCGCUAAAAGCAAAUUGCCCUAGUACUGGAGGGAACAAUCUUGCUCCUCUUGAUUCUACGACAAGGACUUUUGAUAAUGCUUACUUCAAGGAUUUGCUGGCUCAAAAGGGUCUUCUACACUCUGACCAACAGCUCUUUAAUGGAGGUUCUACAGAUUCUCAAGUCAGAGCUUAUAGCUCAAAUCCAACAUCUUUCAGAUCAGAUUUUGCCAGUGCGAUGGUCAAAAUGGGAAACCUUAGCCCACUUACUGGUACAAGUGGCCAGAUCAGGACAAACUGCAGGAAAGCCAAUUAAGACUAAUUGACACCAUUUUAUAUACACAUUGUUUUGGGGGGUUUUAUUGUAUUGGUUCAUUGUUGGUAUUAUAAAUUUUUAUGUUGAUUUUCAAAGUAUUGUUGGUACUAUCAUUUUUAUGGUUCUAAAAUUGUUUAUUAUGUAGUAUCUUAAUAGUUUAAUAGUUGAAUAAUUGUUGAUUUGUACUGUUUCAUAGUUGUAAUUUUAUACUGUUUCAGUGAGAGUGAUUGAAAUAUUUUAUUUUAA
Jatropha curcas is the source of this 1270-nucleotide messenger RNA. RefSeq names its product cationic peroxidase 1. NCBI's taxonomy places the organism in Eukaryota, Viridiplantae, Streptophyta, Magnoliopsida, Malpighiales, Euphorbiaceae. The record is from RefSeq and is a predicted model, not a curated record. Gene Ontology annotation, molecular function: heme binding; peroxidase activity. Gene Ontology annotation, biological process: response to oxidative stress; hydrogen peroxide catabolic process.